Messenger RNA from Talaromyces rugulosus, 1353 nucleotides. RefSeq lists its product as uncharacterized. The transcript has a single exon. The record is from RefSeq and is a predicted model, not a curated record. NCBI's taxonomy places the organism in Eukaryota, Fungi, Ascomycota, Eurotiomycetes, Eurotiales, Trichocomaceae. The coding region runs from base 1 to 1353 and encodes 450 amino acids.
AUGCCUUGGAGUCCAGUAAACGAUAAAAAAUACGAGCGCGCGGUCGGCGAGAAUGAAACAUUCAUUAAAAUACUCGGCGAUGCCUCGCAUCCCCUCAACCGGGAGCACUGGUCGAUUAAUGCUGUUGCCGCAAUCACUCCGCUAGGCUCGUUCGCCCAGGAAGACUUGUGUUUGGUCUUGCGCGAUGCCUGGAAAGCGUUGCGUUUCCAUCAUCCCACAAUUGCCGCCUACAUUGUGGACGAGAGAUACGUCUAUGAUGUCCCCGACGGCGUGGCGCUCGAAAAAUGGGCGUCGGAAACCUUUCAAGUGAUUGAGGAUAAGACGGCAGAUGAAGUUAUCGCAUCGACUGCUACCCUUUGUCCUUAUGCGACAGUGACAUAUCUUCCCCAGACGGGUGAGGUACUGCUCCACACGCAACACUGGCGAACAGAUGGCGUUGGCGUGUUUAUUCUCUUGGACGAGUUCCUUGCCCUAGUGGCUCAAUCUCCUGUCGAUGUGUCCUCCCUUCCAUGGGGUGAAGAAACUGCCCGGUUGGCACCCUCCAUUGAAGAAGCAGCUGGUAUUUCUCUUAAUCCAUCAGAAGAAGACAAACGAAUAGGCCAGCAGUGUGUUGCAAGUUUCGGCCAUGCCGUUGGAGCUGUUGGGACUGUCUCUCGCGCCCCCCUUGAGACUCAACCAGGCGGUACACGUAGUGCUCGUCUUUUCUUUACCGAAGAAGAGACCAAAACCGUGAUACAGGCUUGCAAAAGCCAAAACAUUUCCGUGACAUCAGCUGUACAUGCCUCAGUUGCUGCAGCCAACUAUGCACUGGCUGGUCCUGAAGAUCAAAAAAAGCAUUACACCAGUACCAUCCGCUACAGUUUCCGCCGUUUUCUACCAAAACCGUAUUCUGGCCGCGAGUAUGCCAGCACCAUAUUUACUACGGGGUGGAUGUUUCCUGUUUCGGCCGAUUCCUCGUGGACAGAGCGGGCAAGAGCAUAUCAUGACGAGUAUCACAAGGGUCUUAGCCCGGAUUUCAUCUCGGCGCAUCGCGAAUAUGCGAUCGGACUCUGCAAUCUUCUUCGGAGUCUGCCGGUGGGAGCUCCGUCACCGACGGAUGUAGACAUCAGCAGUCUGGGUGUGCUCGAGAACUUCGUGGCUAGGGAGAGGGGAACUGCAGAGCGAGGGAUCCGCAUUGGCCAAUUGUCCCUGGGGCUAGAUAUGGUGAACCGCCAGUGUGGGUGCUAUGUAUGGACCUUUCGAGAUCAGCUGUGCUUGAACUUGGUAUAUAAUGAGGCCUUUUACGACAAGGCAAGUAUGGAUAGCUUUAUAGAGAUCGUCAAGGAUUCUCUGCUCCGGGAAUUGACUUCUUAG